UCUUUCUCUCUUCGUUCAUCGGAAAACAUGGGGUUUUGCGGCGGUGUGGGCUUCUUCUCCAGCCGAAAUGGUCACAUGCAUCUUUUUGUUUUCGGGUUUGUCUUGUUGGGUUGUCUUCAAGUGGAAGCUGCCACCAAGAAGUAUCAGUUCGAUGUACAAGUGAGCAAUGUGAGCCGAUUGUGCCACGCGAAGCCGAUUGUGACUGUAAAUGGGAUGUAUCCUGGACCAACUAUUUAUGCCCGAGAAGGCGAUAGAGUCAUCAUCAACGUAACAAAUCACGCACAAUAUAAUAUGUCAAUCCAUUGGCACGGGUUGAAACAAUACGCCAACGGAUGGGCAGAUGGACCGGCAUACAUAACACAAUGCCCAAUCAAGACGGGAAGCAACUAUGUUUACGACUUCAAUGUCACGGGCCAAAGAGGGACAUUGUGGUGGCACGCUCACAUUCUAUGGCUCCGAGCCACGGUUUAUGGUGCCAUUGUCAUCUUGCCCCCACAAGGAACCCCGUACCCGUUCCCAAAGCCCGACAACGAACAAGUCUUGGUGUUGGGGGAAUGGUGGCAUGGUGAUGUGGAAGAGAUUGUGAAGCAGGGUAAUGCCAUGGGUUUACCACCCAACAUGUCUGAUGCCCACACCAUCAACGGCAAACCCGGUCCUCUAUUCCCUUGUUCCGAAAAACAUACAUUUGCAAUGGAAGUCGAGUCGGGGAAGAAAUACCUUCUGAGGAUUGUAAACGCUGCCCUCAACGACGAGCUAUUCUUCGCCGUUGCGGGCCAUAACAUGACAGUGGUUGAGAUUGACGCUGUCUACACCAAACCAUUUACCACCUCUGCGAUACUAAUCGCUCCUGGUCAGACGACAAAUGUUUUGGUUAAUGCUAAUAGUGCUUCAGGGCGGUACUUCAUGGCGGUCCGCCCGUUCCAAGAUGUUCCGAUUCCUGUUGAUAAUAAAACCGCUACUGCAAUCCUCCAGUACAAAGGCGUUCCCAACACGGUUCUCCCGUCUCUCCCGCAAUUACCAUCACCGAAUGACACCGCAUUUGCGUUGAGCUACAACAACAAGCUUCGGAGCCUCAACAGUCGUAACUUCCCGGCAAAUGUCCCGUUGAAAGUUGACCGGAAACUGUUUUUCACCGUUGGGUUAGGAAAAAGCGUGUGUCCUACAUGUGUGAAUGGAACCCGACUUUCGGCUUCGUUAAACAACAUCACGUUUGUGAUGCCGCAAACCGGGCUUCUUCAAGCUCACUACUCGAAGAUGAAAGGCGUUUUUACCCUCGAUUUCCCCGAUAAGCCACCAACACCUUUUAACUACACCGGUGCACCCCUGACCGCAAACCUUUUCACUUCUCACGGAACCAGACUGAGCAAAAUCGCGUUCAACUCAACGGUCGAACUCGUGAUCCAAGACACCAAUUUGCUAAGCGUGGAAUCCCACCCAUUUCACCUUCACGGCUACAACUUCUUUGUGGUCGGAACAGGUGUCGGGAAUUUCGACCCCGCUAAGGAUCCGUCCAAGUAUAACUUAGUGGAUCCACCGGAACGGAAUACCGUUGGUGUCCCGACCGGUGGCUGGUCGGCCAUCCGUUUCAGAGCCGAUAACCCGGGUGUUUGGUUUUUCCAUUGUCAUUUGGAGUUGCACACCGGGUGGGGAUUGAAGACGGCGUUCGUGGUGGAAGAUGGUCCCGGAAAAGACCAGAGCGUCCGUCCUCCGCCCAAGGAUCUUCCACCGUGCUAACUUUAAAUACCACGUGCAUGAUUUUUCUUGAAAAUAAUUGUAAAUUUGCAAGUGUGUGAUAAAUGUUAACAUCUCAAUUGUUGAUAUUGAAACUAUAUGAUUGAUUCAUCAA
Messenger RNA from Helianthus annuus (common sunflower), 1846 nucleotides. Its product is annotated as laccase-11-like. Gene Ontology annotation, molecular function: hydroquinone:oxygen oxidoreductase activity; copper ion binding. Gene Ontology annotation, biological process: lignin catabolic process. Gene Ontology annotation, cellular component: apoplast. The record is from RefSeq and is a predicted model, not a curated record. Bases 28 to 1734 code for a protein of 568 amino acids. NCBI's taxonomy places the organism in Eukaryota, Viridiplantae, Streptophyta, Magnoliopsida, Asterales, Asteraceae. The transcript is spliced from 5 exons.